This is a messenger RNA of Prunus armeniaca (apricot), 417 nucleotides long. The record is from the annotation of a GenBank genome assembly. Lineage: Eukaryota; Viridiplantae; Streptophyta; Magnoliopsida; Rosales; Rosaceae.
AUGGCGCUCAAUCUAACCAACACAUUCCUCCAAGGAAGACCCUGCCCCCCAGUCCUUCCUCCCAAGAAGGUUUGCGGUGGCGGUGGUGGGCUGGGGAAUUGCCGGCCUGUGGUGACGUGCAGGAAGAAGGAGAUACACCCGCAGUUCUACGAGGACGCGAAGGUGUACUGCAAAGGGGAGCUGGUGAUGACGACGGGUGGGACCCAGAAGGAGUACGUGGUGGACGUGUGGUCGGGCAACCACCCCUUCUACCUCGGAAACCGGUCGGGCAUGCUCGUCGACGACGACCAGGUAGAGAAGUUCAGGAAGAAGUACGGAGAGCUCACUCAGAUCAUGGAUAUCCCCGUGCUCAAGGGAGAGAUUAUUCUGCCCUCUAGGCGCAAAGCCGCAGCUGGUAAAGGGGGCAAGAAGAAGUAG